This is a messenger RNA of Triticum turgidum subsp. durum (durum wheat), 954 nucleotides long. Lineage: Eukaryota; Viridiplantae; Streptophyta; Magnoliopsida; Poales; Poaceae. The record is from the annotation of a GenBank genome assembly.
AUGCACGCCAGAGACACAUGCUUCACCUUCGGCCCAUCUACCUCCCCGUCGGCACAAAGCUGUUGUUCGGUCUUCCCCAUGCUGGACGUCCGCUCGCGGGGCUUCACCUUCGGCCCUGGCCAGCGGCAUACUCUCAAUCCCAUCUACCUCCCCGUCGGCACAAAGCUGCUGUUCACCCUCAGCAUGGGCGCCUUCGAGAUGCUCCGCUUGGAGGAGCGCCGCCCCCCGCCGCAGGAUAGGUCCUGCGGCAUGGAGUGGUCGCGGGAGGACUUCGCUCACCAGCCCUUCAAUGCCUAUGACAUCUCGUCGUACUCCGUGCACGCUGAGGAACACACCUUCCUCGUCAGCACCAAGACGAUUGACGACGAUGCCACCGAGGCCACCUUCGCCUUUGACACGGUGAAGCUCGCGUGGAAACUGCUCGGCAACUGGGCGCUGCCCUUCGACGGCCGUGGUCACUUCGACCGGCGCCUCGAGGCCUUCGUGGGGCUCUCCAAGGACCCGGGCACCUUCGGCCAGCUCUGCUCCUGCCAAGCGCCCAACUCUGCCUACACCGCCGGUCAUGAAGGGCAGUGCGCUCCCCCUCCGCGGCUGCUCUGCAAGGAGAAGCUCUUCAGCCAGGAUCCGUCCCAUCGGCAUGUGAGCGCCACCCUGGUCUACAUGGGGCGCGAAAGCAAAUUCUGCCUCGUAGAAUGCCUCUCCAUUGAUGAAGACAAUCGGCAGCACGUGAAUGAGGACGACGACUGCCCUGAUCAAGCCCUCGUCAAGGAGGAGGGAGAUGUGGGUCUGCACGGCUGCUGUGUCUAUCUCUACCGUUUGACCACAUUCUCUCUCAGCCUUGACACGAACGGAGACCUCACGACUAGCGGCAGCUGUCGGGUGGAAUUCUACAGAGUGCCUGAUGCAACCACUAAGUCGUUCCUAGCUCACGAUCCUGUGGCAUUUUGGAUGUAG